CCAAACGACCCCUCAGUCACUAAAAAGACCUAACCUACCAAAGAACGCCUAUUCAAGAUCUUUGUCGUUGGACUUUGUAAGUUGAAACUCGAAAAUUCCUCGAACUAUUCCCUCUCUUUUGCCGUCCAGUAAACCAGCCGUAGCAGAAAGGGAAAAGAUGUCGCUCCGAGUACUAAACCCUAAUGCGGAGGUUCUCAACAAAUCGGCGGCACUUCACAUGAACAUCAAUGCCGCCAAGGGCUUGCAGGACGUUCUCAAGACUAAUCUCGGUCCUAAAGGCACCAUCAAAAUGCUCGUUGGCGGGGCGGGAGACAUUAAGCUUACAAAGGAUGGCAACACUCUCCUUAAAGAAAUGCAAAUUCAAAAUCCAACAGCAAUUAUGAUUGCAAGGACGGCUGUUGCCCAAGAUGAUAUCAGUGGCGAUGGUACUACUUCUACUGUAAUCUUUAUUGGGGAGCUAAUGAAACAGUCUGAACGGUAUAUUGAUGAAGGAAUGCAUCCAAGGGUUUUGGUUGAUGGUUUUGAAAUUGCCAAAAGGGCCACCCUCAAGUUUCUUGAAACAUUUAAGACUCCUGUUGUCAUUGGUGAUGAACCUGAUAAGGAGAUUCUAAAGAUGGUUGCGAGAACUACCGUGAGAACUAAGCUGUAUGAAUCUUUGGCUGAUCAGUUGACUGACAUAGUUGUAAAUGCUGUUCUCUGCAUACGAAAACCCGAGGAGUCUAUUGACCUAUUCAUGGUGGAGAUUAUGCACAUGCGCCAUAAGUUUGAUGUUGAUACACGGCUGGUCGAAGGUCUUGUCCUCGAUCAUGGUUCUAGACAUCCUGACAUGAAGCGGCGGGCGGAGAACUGUCACAUCUUGACGUGCAAUGUCUCUCUGGAAUAUGAUAAGAGUGAGAUAAAUGCAGGGUUUUUCUAUUCAAAUGCUGAGCAGAGGGAAGCGAUGGUUUCUGCUGAAAGGCGUCAAGUUGACGAAAGAGUGAAGAAGAUUAUAGAACUAAAGAAUCAGGUUUGUUCUGGUAAUGACAAUAACUUUGUUGUUAUUAAUCAAAAGGGCAUCGACCCUCCAUCUCUGGAUCUUCUAGCAAGAGCAGGGAUUAUUGCCCUCCGUAGAGCAAAGCGUAGGAAUAUGGAACGCCUGGUAUUGGCUUGUGGUGGAGAAGCUGUUAACUCUGUUGAUGAUAUGACUCCUGAUUGCCUUGGAUGGGCUGGUUUGGUUUAUGAGCACAUCCUUGGUGAAGAAAAAUAUACUUUUGUUGAACAAGUCAGAAAUCCGCAUUCUUGUACAAUCUUAAUAAAAGGCCCCAAUGACCACACUAUUGCCCAAAUAAAAGAUGCAGUACGAGAUGGCCUGAGAGCAGUUAAGAACACCAUUGAGGAUGAAGCUGUUGUACUUGGAGCUGGAGCUUUCGAGUUUGCGGCCAGAAAAUACCUACUCAGUGAAGUGAAGAGAACUGUUAAAGGGCGUGCUCAACUUGGUGUUGAAGCUUUUGCUGAUGCCCUUCUUGUGAUACCAAAAACUCUUGCUGAGAACUCUGGGCUUGACACUCAGGAUGAGAUAGUUUGCCUUACGGGAGAACAUGAUAACGAUAACAUUGUCGGAAUCAACCUCCAAACAGGAGGGCCCCUUGACCCUCAGAUGGAGGGUAUUUUUGAUAACUACUCAGUCAAACGCCAGCUUUUAAACUCAGGGCCUGUGAUUGCAUCUCAACUGUUGUUGGUGGAUGAAGUGAUUCGAGCUGGGCGUAACAUGAGAAAACCUACCUAGGUGGCAGGCAGAGCUUCUUUCCUUGCCUUUGGAUGAGUCUUCAAGUUUAUUGGGGCCUUCGUUUUGAUUUGAUGUAGGAGAGUUGUGGUUUUGGGGGAUUGUUAAGUAUUAUCUUGUCUUAAAGUCGACUGGUGGAAUUUUGCUCUUAGAUUCUAACUGUUGUCAUCAGUAUUGAUGACAAUCUGGAGAUUUUUCGGAAAAUGAUGGAUGAUGCAAGUAGUAGUUCUCGUCUUCUUUAUGUUUACUCUUCAACAAGAUCUUGGAUAUCUGGUUAAGAAUUGAGUUUGUAUAGAUGUAUGAUUUCCCAACAUAGCACAACUGCACAAGGUCGAUUGCAGACCUAGAACGUCAUGUAGUUAGGAAGCUCAAUGCAUAGGGGAGACAUUCCAACUAAUAAAAUGCCGUCCAUUAUAGGUCA
Molecule: messenger RNA, 2183 nt
Organism: Linum tenue
Lineage: Eukaryota; Viridiplantae; Streptophyta; Magnoliopsida; Malpighiales; Linaceae
Source: the annotation of a GenBank genome assembly